GUGGGAGGUAGGUGAUCUGUGGUUUGUUUAUUGGUUGUAUCUUAUAACAUCGUUUUAAAUUUUUAUUUAAAUAAUGGCUCAGCGGUUUCCCGGCCCUGUGCCAAAUCAAAGUCCAGGAGGACCACCUCCUCAAAGAUAUCAACAACAGCCACCAAAUCAAGGAAUUCGGCAAUAUGCACAACAAAAUUUUCCUCAAAGACCUGGAUACAAUCCUCCACCACCAAAUAUACCAUCCAGUGGCGGUACAAUGAUCCAAAGACCUACUGGUGCUCCCUAUUCACCAAUGAGAGGUGGAAUCAUUCCGCCACAGCAAGGAAAUAAAAGGCCUGCAGAUAAUAGGACUCAACUGCAACAGAAAAGUAAUGAAUACAGCCAUAGUACAAGUAAGAAGAAGAAAAAGCUGGCAGAUAAAAUCCUGCCACAGAAAGUCAGAGAUUUGGUUCCAGAAAGUCAAGCUUACAUGGAUCUAUUAGCAUUUGAAAGAAAACUGGACUCUACUAUAAUGAGAAAAAGAUUGGACAUCCAAGAAGCACUUAAGCGUCCGAUGAAGCAAAAAAGGAAGUUGAGAAUAUUUAUUUCUAAUACCUUCUAUCCUGCCAAGGAACCUCAGCCUGAAGGGCCCGAUGGACCAUGUCAGGAAGGCACUGUCGCUUCUUGGGAAUUAAGAGUAGAAGGUCGUCUCUUAGAAGAUCCAAAGAACGAUCCAAAUAAAGUUAAACGCAAGUUUUCUUCUUUCUUUAAAUCUCUGGUUAUCGAAUUGGAUAAAGAGCUGUAUGGACCAGACAAUCAUUUAGUUGAAUGGCAUAGAACCCUAACCACCCAAGAAACAGAUGGUUUCCAGGUAAAACGCCCUGGUGACAAGAAUGUGCGAUGUACUAUAUUGUUGCUUCUUGAUUAUCAACCUCUGCAGUUUAAGCUUGAUCCUAGACUAGCUAGACUUUUGGGAGUUCAUACUCAAACUAGACCAGUCAUUAUUUCAGCUUUGUGGCAAUACAUAAAAACUCAUCGCUUGCAAGAUGCCCAUGAACGUGAGUUUAUCGUUUGUGACAAGUAUCUAGAACAAAUUUUCAACUGUACACGUAUGAAAUUUGCCGAGAUUCCUCAACGUCUGAAUCCACUAUUGCAUCCUCCAGAUCCAAUCGUCAUCAAUCAUGUGAUCUCUGUAGAAGGAGGGGCCGAGAGCAAACAAACUGCUUGUUACGAUAUUGAUGUAGAGGUUGAUGAUACAUUAAAAACCCAGAUGAACAAUUUCCUAUUGAGUACAGCUAGCCAGCAAGAAAUUCAAGGGCUUGAUGCCAAGAUUCACGAAACCGUUGAUACCAUUAAUCAACUUAAAACGAAUAGGGAAUUUUUCUUGAGCUUCGCUAAAGAUCCACAACAGUUCAUUCAUAAGUGGAUUGUUUCGCAGACUCGCGAUCUGAAGACAAUGACUGACGUGGUCGGAAAUCCGGAAGAGGAGAGACGCUCUGACUUCUUCUAUCAGCCUUGGGCACAAGAAGCGGUUUGUAGAUAUUUCUAUACUAAGGUACAGCAGAAGAGAGCAGAGUUGGAGCAAGCUCUUGGUAUUCGUAAUAAUUAGAUUUUUAUGUCUAGGAAUCCCAUUAGCAACUUAAGUAUAAAACAGUUUAGAUUUGUAAUUAUUUUGAUACAAUAAUGGAUCAUGUGUUAAUGGAAAAAUAACUAUUAAUAAACGAUUUGUGCUUUUA
Messenger RNA from Diabrotica balteata, 1706 nucleotides. The record is from the annotation of a GenBank genome assembly. NCBI's taxonomy places the organism in Eukaryota, Metazoa, Arthropoda, Insecta, Coleoptera, Chrysomelidae.